AUGUUGGAGAAUGCAGAAGCAGCUAAUGUCAAAACUCGUUUCCUGGUCUUUUCCGACACACACGGACUUGCUAGUCCACCAGACUUUGUCUUGCGCCAAUAUGCGGAUGUCGCGAUUCACUGCGGAGAUCUCACUACAGAAUCGAAGAUCGACGAGUUCAAAGCCUCGAUUUGUUUCCUGCAAGCCAUGAAUGCCCCUCUUAAACUUGUGAUAGCCGGAAACCAUGACUUCACUAUGGACACCCCAAUCUUCCAGAGGAAACUUGCAGAAUCCCAGCCCUUGGACCCUCGAUUAGUUCAAAAGGUCUAUGGCAACUACGAAGAAGCUCGAGGGUUAUUCAGCGAGAAAGAGACGGGCAUCACUUUUCUAGAUGAAGGUAUCCACCAUUUUCGCCUACAAAACGGUGCUCGAUUGAACGUCUACGCCAGCCCAUACACCCCUUCGCUUGGCGAUUGGGGAUUUCAGUAUCAUCCCCACCGCGGGCAUGACUUUCGAAUCGAGAAUGUCGACGUCGUGAUGACGCAUGGGCCGCCAAAGGGUAUCAUGGAUUACACAAACUCUGGCCAGCACGCCGGCUGCCCGCAUCUUUUCAAGGCUAUAGUUCGAGCCCGACAUCGACCCCUGAUGCAUUGCUUUGGCCAUAUCCACGAAGGAUGGGGUGGCAAGCUUGUCCGAUGGCGCGACAAAGUCAGUCCAGAGCCUUCUCACCUGACUGAUAUCGAUAACGAACAGUCUGUUCUCAUAUCCCGACUCUCCACUCUCCGAGGUAAAGGGAAUCCCACAGAGUGCUCUACUACUAGUAAUUGCUCGGAGUAUUACAAUCCGCUGAAACGGGGCUCUGAAACGCUUUUUAUCAACGCCACCCUCGAGGGCUCCCAGGAUCUUUUGAUACAACCACCAUGGCUUGUCGACCUUGAUCUUCCUGCAGCGGCGUGA
Penicillium egyptiacum is the source of this 936-nucleotide messenger RNA. The record is from the annotation of a GenBank genome assembly. Lineage: Eukaryota; Fungi; Ascomycota; Eurotiomycetes; Eurotiales; Aspergillaceae.